AUUCACGAAGUAUUUUUUUUUGAGACAAAUUCACGAAGUAUAUUUUGCAACACACCUUUUUUAUGGGCCUAUUCAGCGAACACAGUCAAGGACAGAAGCUUUUGAUUGUGAAGAAGAGAGCAUAGAAAUUCACGCCGACUGAAAGAAACCAGCAAAACACAAGAGAGUACACCACUGCGUACCAACUCGACGGCCGCCGCUCCCCCUGCACCUCGUCGACGGUCCGCCGGUGUCCGGUCUCCGCUACCCCUCCUCCUUUACCUCGCCGAUUUCCCGCCUCCGCCUCCGCCUCCGGUCCUCCUCCUCCUGCACUGCACCUAGCCGAAGUCUGCUCUCCGCCACCGCUCCUCCUUUACCUCGCCGAUGUCACGCCGCUAUACCAUCACACUGAUCUCCCGCCUCCGAGUCCCCCGCCGCUGCUCCUUCUCCACCUCCAUCUCGCCGCCCUCACGCUCCUGGUCUCCCCGCGACGCCUUUGCCGCGGCCACAGAGCGCGUGCGCGCCGGCACGCUCAGCCCGGAAGAUGCCCACAACCUGUUCGAUGAAUUGCUGCGGCAGGGCACUCCGGUCCCCGAGCGCUCCCUGAACGGCUUCCUUGCCGCCCUCGCCCGUGCUACGUCCUCCAAUGCCUGCAUCAAAGAUGGCCCCGCCCUCGCCCUUGCUCUCUUCACCCGAGGGUGCAGAGAAGAAGCCGGCCCGCAGGUGGCGGUGCCCACCGUUUGGACCUACAACAUCCUCAUGGACUGCUGCUGCCGCGCGCGUCGCCCAGACCUAGGGCUCGCCUUAUUCGGGUGUAUCCUCAGGACGGGGUUGAAGAUAGACCAAAUCACCGCCAACACCCUCCUCAAGUGCCUCUGCUAUGCGAAACGGACAGAAGAGGCUGUGUACGUGCUGCUUCAUAGUAUGUCCAAGCUCGGAUGUGUGCCUGAUGCCUUCGCAUACAACAUAGUUCUUAAGAGCUUAUGUGAAGGUAGCAGGAGCCAGCAGGCACUCGACCUGCUCCGGACGAUGGCAAAAGAUAGAGGUGGCUGCUUCCCUGAUGUGGUGGCAUAUAACACGGUCAUCCAUGGCUUUUUCAAGGAGGGUGAAACAGGCAAGGCAUGCAAUCUAUUCCAUGAAAUGAUCCAUCAAGGGGUUGAGCCCGAUGUGGUGACGUACAACUCGGUCGUUGAUGCGUUGUGCAAGGCCAGGGCAAUGGACAAAGCAGAGCUAGUCCUUCGUCAGAUGGUUGCUGAUGGUGCUCAACCCAAUGCAGUGACAUAUACUUGCAUGAUCAAUGGAUAUGCCACAUCUGGGCGGUUGAAAGAGGCUGCUAAAAUGUUCAGAGAAAUGAAAAGCCGGGGCCUUAUACCAGAUAUUUUUACUUGCAACUCCUUAAUGACUUACCUUUGCAAGCAUGGAAGAAGCAAAGAAGCUGCAGAAUUUUUUUAUUCGAUGACAGCAAAGGGCCACAAACCGGAUAUCGUCUCAUACUGUAUUUUGCUUCAUGGGUAUGCUACUGAAGGAUGCUUUCCUGAUAUGAUUGAUGUCUUUAAUUCAAUGGAAAACAAUGGUAUUGCAGCCGACUGCCAUGUUUUCAACAUAUUAAUUGAUGCAUAUGCUAAACGUGGAAUGAUGGAUGAAGCUAUGCUGAUAUCAAGUAAAAUGCAGGAACGCAGAGUGAAUCCUGAUAUAGUCACCUAUUCCAGCAUAAUAGCUGGACUUUCCAGAUUGGGUAGGCUGACUGAGGCCAUGGAAAAAUUCAAUCAGAUGAUUGCCUUGGGAGUACAACCGAACAAAGUUGUUUAUCACACGCUGAUUCAGGGUUUUUGCAUAGAUGGUGAUUUGGCUAAAGCUAAGCAGUUGGUUUCUGAAAUGAUGAACAGAGGUAUUCCUCGUCCUAACAUUUCGUUCUUUAGUUCACUAAUAAAGAGUCUCUGCCAAGAAGGAAGGGUUAUGGAUGCCCAUGAUAUCUUUGACUUGGUUAUAGACAUGGGUGAGAGGCCUGAUGACAUUUUAUUUAAUUCACUGAUUGACGGAUACUGCUUAGUCAGGAAGAUGGAUAAAGCAUUAAAAGUACUUGAUGUCAUGGAAUCAGUUGGUGUUGAGCCUGAUGUUAUUACAUACAAUACACUUGUUAAUGGCUAUUGUAGAAAUGGAAGGAUCGGUGAUGGUUUGACUCUGUUCAGAGAGAUGCCGCGUAAGAGAAUUAAACCUGACACUAUUUCAUAUUGCGUCAUAAUGGAUGGGUUGUUUCGUUCUGGGAGAACUGUUUCUGGAAGGGAAAUGUUCCAUGAGAUGAUCGAAAGUGGAACAACAGUCAGCAUUUCCACAUACAACGUAAUACUAGGAGGUCUUUGUAGAAAUAAUUGUGCAGACGAAGCGAUUGCCCUGUUCCAGAAAUUAGGUUCAAUGAAUGUGAAGUUCAGUAUUGCAAUAGUCAAUACCAUGAUCGAUGCAAUGUACAGGGUUGGGAGAAGAGAAGAAGCUAAGGAACUUUUUGCUGGAAUAUCAGCCAGUGGGUUGGUGCCUAAUGAAUCUACUUAUGGAGUAAUGAUUAUGAAUCUUCUAAAAGAUGGAGCAGUGGAAGAUGCUAACAAUGUGUUUUCAUCAAUGGACAAGAGUGGUAUAGUCCCCAGCUCUCGUCUGUUAAAUGAUAUUAUCAGAAUGUUGUUGGAAAAAGGUGAGAUCGCCAAGGCUGGAAAUUAUUUGUCUAAAGUUGAUGGGAAGAGCAUCUCCCUAGAAGCUUCAACAACUUCAUUAAUGUUGUCUCUCUUUUCAAGAGAAGGGAAAUAUCGGGAGGACAUGAAAUUGCUUCCUGCAAAGUAUCAAUUUUUCGAUGGAUUUUGUUGAUUUUGCACAAGACUCUGCUCAGGAAGCUUGAGUUUUUGCUUGCAUAAACCCUCCUGCCAGUAUGACCGUAUAAGAAAUCCAAACUGCCUGCUUGUAGCAUUGGGGUCAUUUAGCGGUGUGUCAAAAAUCACAAGAGUGAAAUGCAAUAUCAGCCAGUGGGUUGAUGCCUGAUGCUUAUACUUACAACGUAAUGAUAAACAAUCUUCUAAAAGAAGUAUCAGUGGAAGAAGUUGACAAUAUGUUUUCAUUGAUGGAGAAGAGUGGUUGUGCUCCCAGCUCUCAUCUUGUAAAUGAUAUCAUCAGAAGGUUGUUGGAAAAAGGUGAGAUUGCCAAGGCUGGAAAUUAUUUGUCUAAAGUUGAUGGGAAGAUAAUCUCACUUGAAGAUUCAACCACUUCAUUGUUGUCGUCUCUUUUUUCAAGCAAAGGGAAAUAUCGGGAGAACAUCAAGUUACUUCCUGCAAAUUAUCACUUUUUAGAUGGAUUUAGUCGCAUUGCACAUGAGACUAACUCCUAAGAAAGCACGGUUCAACUCUUUUCUUGCCAUAAGGCCCUCCUGCUAGUACAAGAUAUCUUAGUGGCCUGCUUUGUACCUUCAAUAGUUCAUUGAGUUCAUUUUGUGAUGUGUCAAAGUCACAAGAAUGUGUAAUGUCUAUGAAUCUUUUGAUCUUCGAUGGGCAAGGAAAGGUAGACCAAGUAGUCUAAUUCCAUUGGUGGUAUGAGGUAAUGACUUCGUAAGAAUUUUUGGGGUAA
This is a messenger RNA of Aegilops tauschii subsp. strangulata, 3582 nucleotides long. The record is from RefSeq and is a predicted model, not a curated record. Lineage: Eukaryota; Viridiplantae; Streptophyta; Magnoliopsida; Poales; Poaceae.